AUGAGUUUCCUAAGAGCUGGCUUCGUUGCGAUGCGUGCAACUUCAUCAAGACCAAGCAUGAUGCUCAAUAGCAAUAUUGCUAGAAUUGCAUUUACCCGUUUUUUGUCUCAACAAUCACAAGCCCCCAUCAUCACAAAGCUCCAGCCAGAGGAAGGUCGGGAGAUUGUUGUCAAGCAGCGCCUGAAUCGACCCGUCACUCCAAACCUUGGUAUUUACAAAAUUGGUCAAGUUUGGUUCAGUGCUUCAGCUUGGACCAGAAUCACUGGCCUUAUCGUGGGUGGCACAGCAUAUCUCACAUUAGGCGCCCAUGCUGUUGCUCCUUACCUUGGACUCGGCUUUGACUCUACUGCUUUGGUAACGGCUUUUGGUGCGUUGCCUUUUGUCGCCAAGGCAGCUGUCAAAUUCGGUUUACUAGGAUUCCCUUUCUCGUACCACUUCAUUAAUGGAAUUCGGCAUCUAGUGUUUGACUUAGGAAUUGGAUACAAUAAGGCCCAGUUCAAGAAAUCAGAAGCAGCUACGUGGAUUCUCAGUGUCAUAAGUGGACUGGUAUUGGCAUUUUGGCUGUAG
Molecule: messenger RNA, 567 nt
Organism: Fusarium poae
Lineage: Eukaryota; Fungi; Ascomycota; Sordariomycetes; Hypocreales; Nectriaceae
Exons: 3
Coding region: 1-567 (188 amino acids)
Biological process (GO): tricarboxylic acid cycle; mitochondrial electron transport, succinate to ubiquinone
Cellular component (GO): membrane
Molecular function (GO): electron transfer activity; succinate dehydrogenase activity
Source: RefSeq, a predicted model, not a curated record